AAAAGUUUUAUCAUAGUUCUCCAAGCCAUAUUCGAAAAUCUGGAUUUUAUUUUUAAGCGAGUUAUGGAAGGCCACUAAUUUUUUUUCUGAAUAACAUUAGCUUGAAUUUAGUGUAAUAUAACGCGCGCGGAAAUGUAGAAUAUUUCACUUGUAUAAUUCCUAAUUAAUCUUUUUUUUUUUUUAAUGGCGAGGUGUGUGACCGCAACACGCUACGGGGCUCUCCACGCGCCUCUCUAACGGAGCGUAUAAGGACUGGGAGCUGCAGUGCUUCUCACUGGAGACAGAGGAAGUGAAGUUCUCCACUUUCUUACCCGAAAAUUUGACGCGUUCUUCUGAAGUUCUUAAAUCUGCUAAUGGCACAAUCAGAAUCAGUGUUUUCUCCGGGACUGGAGUACCUGACUCAGAUCGACGAGUUGAUUGUUCAGGGGGAGGUGGACUAUAUGGAAGCCCUGUCCGCAUUCCAGUACAAAAACAUUUAUGGAGUCAAGAACAGUCUGGGUCAGGUGGUCUUCUACGCGGUGGAGGACUCAGACUGCUGCGACAGAUUUUGUUGUGGGUCUCAGCGUUCGUUCCUCCUAAGAGUCAUGAAUAACCUUGGCGAGGAGGUCAUCAGGAUAUCACGGCCUCUGAACUGCUGCCUGCAAGAGCUGGAGGUCCAGUGUCCCCCCGGGAAGCCCAUCGGAUACGUCACUCAGGAAUUGCAUCCAUUUCACCCAGAAUUCAUGAUCAGGAAUGAGAGGGAUGAGCCGGUACUGAAACUGACUGGACCAUUUUGUAUUUGUGGAUGUGAUACAGACUUUGAGGUGAAAUCUCCGAACGAAGCCAUUGUGGUCGGCAGAAUCACCAAACAUUGGGCCGGCCUGGCUCAAGAAUUGUUCACUAAUGCCAGUAACUUUGCCAUACGCUUCCCUCUGGACCUGGACGUCAGAGUCAAGGCCGUCUUACUUGGAGCCUGUUUUCUCAUCGAUUUUAUGUAUUAUAAGAACUGAAGAUGAGUCCAUUUGAGGAUAUGACUGCAGAUCCAGAAAAGAUGCGAUGCUUGCAAAGUUAUUCAUUUCAUUUCUGAAGUUUCGAGAGUUGCUAGUGACAGUGUUAUCAGGGUCAUUCAUUUGCAUUGACACAAUUGUGCUUUGAUCCAUUUCCACUUCAGGCAUGUAGCUUUUGCACUGGCACAA
This is a messenger RNA of Brienomyrus brachyistius, 1175 nucleotides long. RefSeq names its product phospholipid scramblase 2-like. The transcript has 9 exons. NCBI's taxonomy places the organism in Eukaryota, Metazoa, Chordata, Actinopteri, Osteoglossiformes, Mormyridae. Gene Ontology annotation, molecular function: phospholipid scramblase activity. Gene Ontology annotation, cellular component: plasma membrane. The coding region runs from base 354 to 989 and encodes 211 amino acids. Gene Ontology annotation, biological process: plasma membrane phospholipid scrambling. The record is from RefSeq and is a predicted model, not a curated record.